AGGUAUUAACGUUGGCUACAUAAUGUCAUUAACCGACUGUUUAGUUCAAACUGAACUAUUAUUUGCUAUUAUAGAGCUAGUUUAGCAACUGAGAGAUAAUUUGGGCAACGGGCAAUCAGAGUACAAAUUGGCUGCAUUUAAAGAUAAAAUAAUUUAGUCAUACAGAAGACUACAUCUUCUCCGCCAAGACCAGUAAUUCAGAAAUUUCACAUUUUCCCAUUCCCAACACUUUCUCUUGUUCUGAGUUUUGUGGUAAACUCCAACAACAAAAAUGGGAGGAGCUGAUCUUUGCAAGGUGGUUGACUCGAUCCUGUUGCUAAUGUUCGUGCUAAUCUCGGUGGCGGCUCCUUUAGUUGACUCGCAGACUUGUUUACCUGAGACCAUAUACCCAGAUUUGCUCGUUCGUAUAUAUAAAUGGUAUGCAGCCGAGUUUCAACAUUUUCUGCUGGUGGAGAAGCCUCAUUUUUUCGUGGCCCUGGUGUGGCUGGAACUUGUUUUCCAGUGGCCUCUCGCUUUGCUUAACGUUUAUGGGAUGUUGGCCUCCAAGCCUUGGUUCAACACAACCUGCCUCAUCUUCGGUGCCUCUUUUAUUACCUCCUUGGCUGCUAUAGUAGGCGAGAUACUGGGAUCCCCGAAGGCAUCAGAUAAACUGUUGAAAUCGUACUACCCUUUUAUGGGAUUUGGUGUUUUAGCCUUGCUACGAGGGCUGCUGCUUCCUGAAUCUCAACCUGCCAAGGAUUCUCUAACCAUUGGCAAUGGACCAGCUCUGGCUAGGAAAAAGAGAGGGCUUGAGCUAAGAUCUUCUUCAAUUUUAUAAUUUAGGACAUUUUGGUUUCAUUUGUAUGAUUACUCCCUGAUUAUAAGUGCUAAUUAAUGCGUUGGCGGUACUGUAUUGUCAGGUGUUUCCUAUAAACACUAAUGAAACAGAAAUCACCAAUACUGGGUUGGUUCAACUUGUAAAUUUGUCUACUUCAGUUGUAAGUUG
Messenger RNA from Durio zibethinus, 985 nucleotides. RefSeq lists its product as uncharacterized. Gene Ontology annotation, cellular component: endoplasmic reticulum. The record is from RefSeq and is a predicted model, not a curated record. Lineage: Eukaryota; Viridiplantae; Streptophyta; Magnoliopsida; Malvales; Malvaceae.